GAAGAAUUCAACGUUACCUAUCGAAGUAAAUACAACAGACAUUGCGGGCAAGGAUGAUCAUUCUGCCUCUGUUUCAAAUGAGGAGCGAUAUAAUGAAAAUAAUGAAAAAGUAGACAUACCCUCCAUAAAUAGUAAUUUAAAUGUUUCUGUUUCAUCAAGUACGAAGGAUAUAAAUCAAAUUGAGAAUGGAAAUGUGUAUAAUAGACGUUCAACAGAUAGUUUAAUACUUGAAAAUCAUGUAAGUAGCAAAUGUGAAACAGAUGGGGUUAAGGAAUCUGAUACAGAUUCUAAAGUUGAUGAAAGUAGUUUGAAAGGCGACGAUAUAGAAUUUCAUGAAAAGACCUCAAAUGAAGAUUCUCAAGGGAUUGAUAUGAUAGACGGUAAAGCAUCAUUUAUUGGUGAAAAUUCAGUAGAGUUUCAACUGAUUAUUGAACAGAGAGAACGUCAGCUUAUGAAUGCCACAGAGCAAAAUGCAUUAUUAAAUGAUACGGUAGAAAAGCUUAGAUUACAAUUACAAGAAUUGGAAGAAAACAAGGUUGAAGAAUCAAAAAUUACAAAAAAUCAUUUAGAAG
Molecule: messenger RNA, 572 nt
Organism: Funneliformis caledonium
Lineage: Eukaryota; Fungi; Glomeromycota; Glomeromycetes; Glomerales; Glomeraceae
Source: the annotation of a GenBank genome assembly